AUGUGCACCACCUACCUUAGGCAGGAGCUGACCAAAGAAGACCUGGGAAAGACUUUGGCUGAGUUAGGUCUGGCACUUAGUUCCACUUUAAUUGUAGCUGUGGUAAGUUUAAGAUCAAUAUUAGGUUGUUUUUUAAAACAUUCAUCCAUUGAAAAGAGUGAAUAUUUGUCUCAUGUGAACCUAGCACAUGGCUUGGCCUACCAAUGAGUUCUGUUUAACCCUUUAGCUCCCAGAGGUGAUGGGCUUGUAACUUCUCCCUAAAAAAUAUCCAUACAUUGUCCAGCAAACAGGUAAUGAGAAAUUACUCAAAGUUAUCAGCUAGAAGUUGCCAUGUUGAUCAAACACCAAAUUCUCAUCAAUCAUUUAAAAGGAAAUGUGUGGCAGCUAGAAAGGAGAAUUAAUAAUUAGAUCUUGGGAGUUAAAGGUUACUUUUUGUAACUUAGUUUUAGGUAAUUGAAGUUGAAACUUUAGGAAAUCAAAGCAGGGUUGUGUUUUAGGAAAACUUGGGUGCCACAUGCAACCAACUUUAGCUUUCUUCUCCUUCAUUCCCAAUGAAUGUUCAAUCUUUUUUGUUUUUUCUUGUUAUUUUAAUUGGUUAAUUAUAAUUGUGUUUGUGAGAAAUGUUUCCUUAAAUUCUUUGAGUGAAUUUCCACAUUCCCCCCCCCUAUCAUUUGAAGAAAUUUCCCAAAACUUAAAGACAUAAGUAAGCAGUUUACUGAACUGUCAUUUUACAGAAAGGUAGUAAUUCCCUCACUCCAUCUGGGACUUCAUCAUUCCCUGAACUGUUGUUAUGGAUUUUUUCACCUCUGCUCACAUCGAUUAACUUCCUGAAGGCUUUCCUAUUUGAUAGUGUGGAUCAGUCUAGAGGGACACAGAAUCCUCCUUCACAGAGAACAAACAGCAGCACACAGUCACAACCAUCAAAGUGAGUCUCUUUUUUGUUGUUUGCCUUUUGUAAACAGCUGCAUAGUUUGUUGUUCAACUUUAUCAAACUAGUUUGGUUGUUUGCUUGUUGGUGUUAAGAAUGAAUUUUUUUCUGAAAAGCCAUAAUAGAAAAAGCAAAAAAUAUUCCCUGAUAUUAAAGUAAGUUUGAAGAAUUUGAUUUACAAUCAAUUUUAUUGUCCAUUGUUUUUUUUUUUUUGCUUGAUGUUAGAUAGAUGAAAGUUUUAGAGAAUUAAACAGCUUGUGAAUGCUUGAAAGUGCACAUAUUUUUCCACUGGUGUCUCAAGACUGAUAUUCAAUGAUCACAAUUUGAAAAUAAAACAAAGAUGGUCUCUUGUUUUAUAUUGUUGUUUUCAGUGAGCAGUGAGUAGAAUAUUGCUUUUUGUGAAUUUGGGGUCAUAGGCUUUUUUUUUUUGACAAGAAAAACAUGGCCAAAAUAAUAAUUGUAAUGAAAUAAACAGACUCUUAGUCAAAUUCAAAGUCAUGAACAACAUCUAAACUCCUUCCUUCAUAAGGAUACAUGCCAAUCUUUCUUGCUGAUUUUAUUUUCAUGGCAGUUCAGCUGUACGUCAUAGAGUCCCAGGUGGUGUUUCAUCUGUAAAGAAAGAAGGUGGAAUUCACUGGCUUCACAACAGAGAUGAUGAAGAUAACGACAAUAACACAUGGAAUGGAAACUCUAUUCAACAGAUGUAA
Pocillopora meandrina is the source of this 1635-nucleotide messenger RNA. NCBI's taxonomy places the organism in Eukaryota, Metazoa, Cnidaria, Anthozoa, Scleractinia, Pocilloporidae. The record is from the annotation of a GenBank genome assembly.